AUGCAGCCGCAACCUGAAAGGACAUCCGAUCAAAGCACAGAUAUUGCCCUCCAGACAAGUCGGUCUGAUGACGGUAGCACCAGCGACUCCGAGCAACCAGGCGGAACUGAGUACUCUGGACAGAUAAGCGAGCUCGAUGCCAAGGUCAACAGGCUGCUCAGGGAAAAGGAGUCGCUGAUUCGGCAAGCCGAGACCCGCGAGCGGGAGAUUAUUGAUGACCUCAACAAACGUGCAAACCACCAUAACCAUCGCGUGAGUAGGCUUCGCGACCAGGCCAGGAACCAGAAGACAGUGAUCAAGAAGCUUGAGCAACAGAUUUACGUGCACAAGGAGAAGAUUGCAAAACUCCAGGCUAUGGUAAUUGCCAGGCAGGAAUCGGCUCUGGAAUCUCUGAAUGCAGGAAAAGGCCUAGCACCGAUGGAUGACCAUGAGGUUCAAGGUGCUCUGAUUAGGUUGCAAGAGAACAUCCGCUCCUGGGCCAGAAAGUAUGCAGUGUCAGAUGUGGCAAGGCUGGAAAACGUGUCAGAAGCAGAACUGGAUCUGGUGGUCGUGGACCUAGGUACAUACUGCAGCGAGCCAUCAUGGUUGUCCCUGGUCAACAGGCUCUCUAUUUCGGUCGACAAAAUUCCAGCAAUUCUCAUGCAAGCCGCUCUAGCCAAUAUGGUGUUCGAAUGGAUAUUUGGAAACCCAUUUUUUCUUUUCAGACGCAUGGAAACUACCGAUUCUCUGCCAUUGUCUGACGGUUUGGGACAGAUUUAUGGUCAGAUGAGACUAGUCGAUGAAGUGGAGGGCCAUGCCUGGCGCUCGCAGAUGUUGCGAGUUCUCUGCUUACCCUCGGGCCAAAGUGCAAAGUCGUUCCUACGCGGUCAGAUUGACAGUCUCAGCAGUGACCUCGCACAAUUCUUUCUAGACAGCUCUGCCAAUGCCCUACUAGAAAAGUCCGGGGGCCCUCUUGCCCUCUACCAUCGCGUGAACGAACUUGAGAACGUGCUUGCAGGAGCCGCUCAUCUGGCUUUAUCUCUUUGGACCCAGCGUACAAACAUGAUCUGCUACAGCCUCGACCAGGUAGACUACUUUUGGAACGGGGAUCCGAUUGCGGAAGCGCAUCGCCUUCACCAUCUUGAUGAUGACGAUGGGCGCCUAGAUGGCACUGAUAUCGUGCUCUUUGUGCAGCCUGCUUUAGUAGCCUUUGGAUCUGUGCAUGGCGAGCAUGAUGAUGAGUCAAAGAUAUGGGCUGCAGCAACUGUACUGGUCAGUGAUAGAAUUGCAGAUACCGAGCCGGACCAGUCUUUCGAAAUGAGCAGCUCUAUCAAAGCAGAAGAACUUGAUCAGGGGAAGAUUUUUCCAGAAACAGAGAGCUCCACCAAGCUAGCACCAAGCUAG
Molecule: messenger RNA, 1383 nt
Organism: Aspergillus brunneoviolaceus CBS 621.78
Lineage: Eukaryota; Fungi; Ascomycota; Eurotiomycetes; Eurotiales; Aspergillaceae
Exons: 2
Coding region: 1-1383 (460 amino acids)
Source: RefSeq, a predicted model, not a curated record